Diaporthe amygdali is the source of this 687-nucleotide messenger RNA. RefSeq lists its product as uncharacterized. Bases 1 to 687 code for a protein of 228 amino acids. The record is from RefSeq and is a predicted model, not a curated record. The transcript has 3 exons. NCBI's taxonomy places the organism in Eukaryota, Fungi, Ascomycota, Sordariomycetes, Diaporthales, Diaporthaceae.
AUGCCAUCUGGUUCACCUGUUGCCCUCAUUCUCGGAGCUGGCGCCAACGUCGGACAGAAUGUUGGCCGAGCAUUUGCUGCCAAAGGCUAUAGGGUCGCAUUCGCAUCCAGAAGCCUGAAAGAAGAAGAAAGCACCCCUUCGCAGGUGCACGUCCGGGGCGACUUCACAGAUCCGCUUUCCGUAGCUGAGAUCUUCGCGAAGGUGAAGACACAGCUUGGACCCCCAUCGGUGGUAGUUUAUAACGCUGGUGCUGCAACCCCUUAUGAUGCAAAGAAUCCACUGGGUCUUGCUUUAAAGGACUUCAACCGUGACUUCGCCGUCAACACGACCAGCGCCUUCGUAGCGGCUCAGCAAGCUGUGCUCGCUUUCGAGCAGCUUCCGAAGUCUGCAUCGAGGACUUUCAUCUUCACCGGGAAUUGCACUAAUGUCGCUCCCAUUGUAGCGCUGAUGGGCCAGGGCGCUGGCAAGUCAGCCACCGCCCAUAUAAUCCAUUGCGCGGCAGAAGGUUAUAAGGAUAAAGGGUUCAAAUUCUACUAUGCGGAUGAAAGGAAUGCGGAUGGCUCGGCCGUGUAUAGGGCUAUCGACGGACCUGCACACGGUGUAUUCUACACUGAGCUCGCUGAUGGGACCUCACAGGGCCCAUGGCAUCAGACAUUUGUCAAAGGUGUUGGAUAUAAGAAGUUCUAG